GUAAUCUGAUUUUUCAGCAGGAGCUGCAGCACCCAAACUUCGGCGGCUUUGGCCCCAAUUGAACCAUUCUUGGUCAGAGUGAAAAAAUAUGAGGAGCAAUAGGACCUCGCAGACUUCACAGCACAGAUGGAUCAUAAAUGCGCCAUGAAUCCACAUGAGUAACGUUAGCUUGUUGCGAAAACGGAAUGUUCCUGCGCUGACAGCCCCAUGUCAAUAAAUUACAGACAGUAGCUUUUGAGAAAGAAAUCCCACAAUAUAUCGGGAAGCAAACCAAGAUGGAGUGCGAGUGGAAACCAGACGACCAAGGACUUCAGCAAAUUCUACAGCUUUUGAAAGAGUCCCAGUCUCCCGAUACGUCCACUCAAAGAUCCGUCCAGCAAAGACUGGAACAGCUCAACCAUUACCCAGACUUCAACAACUACUUGAUAUUUGUGCUCACAAAGUUGAAAUCAGAAGAUGAGCCAACCCGGUCUCUGAGUGGUCUGAUCCUGAAGAACAAUGUGAAGGCCCAUUACCAGAACUUCCCCAAUGGAGUGUCUGACUUCAUCAAGAGCGAGUGUCUGCAGAACAUCGGAGACUCCUCACCCCUCAUACGGGCCACUGUGGGUAUCCUCAUCACUACCAUCGCCUCCAAAGGGGAGCUGCAGAACUGGCCUGAGCUGCUGCCCAAACUCUGCCUUCUGCUGGACUCUGAGGACUACAACACCUGUGAGGGGGCGUUUGGAGCUCUUCAGAAAAUCUGUGAGGACUCCGCAGAGGUCUUGGACAGUGACAUGUUGGACCGUCCGCUCAAUGUCAUGAUCCCAAAGUUCCUGCAGUUCUUCAAGCACAGCAGCCCCAAGAUCAGGUCUCAUGCCAUCGCCUGCGUCAACCAGUUCAUCAUAAGUAGGACCCAGGCCCUCAUGCUGCACAUCGAUGGCUUCAUUGAGAACUUAUUUGCCUUGGCGACUGAUGAAGAACCGGAGGUGAGGAAGAACGUGUGCAGAGCUCUGGUCAUGCUGCUGGAGGUCCGCAUGGACCGUCUCCUACCACACAUGCACAACAUUAUAGAGUACAUGCUGCAGAGGACUCAGGACCAGGAUGAGAAUGUGGCUCUGGAGGCCUGUGAGUUCUGGCUGACCCUGGCUGAACAGCCUGUAUGUAAGGACGUUCUGUGUAACCACCUCUCCAAGCUGACUCCGGUGCUCGUCAACGGGAUGAAGUACUCGGAGAUCGACAUAAUUCUGCUCAAGGGUGACGUGGAGGAGGAUGAUGAGGCCAUCCCUGACAACGAGCAGGACAUCAGGCCCAGGUUCCACCGCUCCCGUACGGUUGCCCAGCAAUACGAGGGUGACCGGGACGGCAUUGAGGAAGAUGACGAUGAAGACGAUGACCUGGAAGAUGAUGACACCAUCUCUGACUGGAACCUCCGUAAGUGUUCAGCAGCGGCGUUGGAUGUGUUGGCUAACGUGUUCAGAGACGACCUGCUCCUCCCUAUCUUGCCUCUCCUCAAAGAGCUCCUCUUCCACCCAGAGUGGGUCAUCAAGGAGUCUGGAAUACUUGUUCUGGGGGCCAUCGCUGAGGGUUGUAUGCAGGGUAUGAUUGCCUACCUGCCAGAGCUCAUCCCCCACCUGGUGCAGUGUCUGAGUGAUAAGAAGGCCCUGGUGCGCUCCAUCACCUGCUGGACCCUGAGUCGGUAUGCCCACUGGGUGGUCAGUCAGCCACCUGACACCUACCUGAAGCCCCUGAUGACUGAGCUGCUCAAACGCAUCCUGGACUCCAACAAGAGGGUGCAGGAGGCCGCCUGCAGUGCCUUUGCCACUCUGGAAGAGGAGGCGUGUACAGAGUUGGUUCCCUACCUGGCCUAUAUUCUGGACACUCUGGUGUUUGCCUUCAGCAAGUACCAACACAAGAACCUGCUCAUACUGUAUGACGCUAUAGGGACUCUCGCUGACUCUGUGGGACACCACCUCAACAAGCCGGAGUACAUUCAGAUGCUGAUGCCCCCACUGAUAGCAAAGUGGAACCAGUUGAAGGAUGAAGACAAGGAUCUGUUCCCUUUACUAGAGUGCCUUUCGUCAGUAGCCACGGCUCUCCAGAGUGGUUUCCUGCCCUACUGUGAACCUGUGUACCAACGCUGUGUUAACCUGGUGCAGAAGACCCUCGCUCAGACUAUGCUCCACCAGUCCCAGCCAGACCAGUACGAGGCCCCUGAUAAGGACUUUAUGAUUGUGGCCCUGGACCUACUCAGUGGAUUGGCUGAAGGGUUGGGCGACAACAUCGAGCAGCUGGUCGCGCGUAGCAACAUCCUAACGCUCAUGUACCAGUGCAUGCAGGACAAAAUGCCUGAGGUGCGUCAGAGCUCCUUUGCUUUGCUGGGUGACCUGACUAAGGCUUGUUUCCUGCACGUAAAGCCGUGCAUUGCUGAUUUCAUGCCUAUAUUAGGCUCUAAUCUGAACCCAGAAUUGAUAUCGGUGUGCAAUAAUGCAACAUGGGCAAUCGGAGAGAUAUCUAUACAAAUGGGUGCUGAGAUGCAACCAUACGUGGCCAUGGUGCUGCACCAGCUGGUUGAGAUCAUCAACAGGCCCAACACCCCAAAGACCCUGCUGGAGAACACAGCAAUAACAAUUGGUCGUCUUGGUUACGUUUGUCCUCAAGAGGUGGCACCGAUGCUACAGCAGUUUAUAAGACCCUGGUGUACCUCUUUACGUAACAUAAGAGACAAUGAGGAGAAAGACUCUGCGUUCCGAGGCAUCUGCACUAUGAUCAGUGUCAACCCAGGAGGAGUUGUGCAGGAUUUUAUAUUUUUUUGUGAUGCAGUGGCCUCAUGGGUAAAUCCAAAGGAUGAUCUGCGAGACAUGUUUGGCAAGAUCCUCCAUGGGUUCAAGAACCAGGUGGGCGAGGAGAACUGGGGGCGUUUCUCAGACCAGUUCCCUCUGCCUCUGAAGGAACGACUGGCAGCCUUCUACGGGGUGUAACGCUUUCCAUAGGAACAGGCCUGGUCAAGGGGGUAAUUCACUAUGGGAGACGACGGAUUGGAACCCCUUAUACCCAGGGAACAUGUUACCCUUUACUGGGGGUAGGGUCUGCCAGCUGGGGAGGGAAGGGGGUGCAGAUCGUGAACCCUCCUCAACCUUCUGGAUGGGCGGGGUGGGAGGGAGGUGUUAGCCAGCCGUGGCACUACCGCCCCCCCACGCAACAGGCGAGGGGGACAUGGGGACUGGCGGGCCAAAUUUAUCAAGGGAUGAAAAAUGUAUUUAAUCAUUUCAACAUCACAAUCAGUAAUGAAAAGAUGUCAGCUUAGCUUUUUGUUUCGUCUCUUUUUAAACAUUUUCGUUCAUCCUUGCUCUCCAGCGACGUUAAACAAAACAAAAAAUAUGGGGGAAACUUUUGUUUAGUUGUGGUAAAAUCAUGGUUUUAUAUUUACAGAGGGGGUAGUGCUGAUUUUGAGGGUAAGUGGUCAGUGAAGAGCUUUUUAAUCAAUACGUAUCGGCCGGAAAGUGUCACUCAGAGGUAGGGGGAGGGAGGGUCUUGGUGUAGAACUAGACUGGAGGAUACCAACCAUAAAAUAUAUGUAGGGGUGGUUAAAAAAAAUCAGGAAGUUGCAUGGAAAUGUUGUUAAUGGUCUCAAAGACAACAUAGUAUCCUCAACAGCCAGGACAACAGCAGCGGAGGGUAUUCCAGUAAAGUAAAUGCUGAUACUAUCAUUAAUUUCAAAAAUCGAACCAGCAAGUUUUUCUUUUUUCUUUGGGAAACUGCCUCUACAUAUCUUAGAAUAAGAAUAGCAUGUAUUUUCUUGUAGUCAUCAAAGUAAUUACAUUGAGUUAAUAAAAACAUCUUGUCAGUGCAUAUUUCGAGUAAUAUCAGAGUUUAAAUCUUUAUAGGCAGGUCAGAAGUUGUUGACCAGUCGGUCAAACGCACAUCACAGACAGAAGUGCAUAUGAUUUUUAUUUGUUGUGGUUGAAAAGUGACUUGUCUUAAAAACAGGAAAUAACUAAGUAGCAUGCUUGCGUCAAAGUUGGAAGUGAGGACAGUGGGUGUACAACGUUAGUGACGUCAGUGUGUGGCGGAUAGUUGUGGUAUUUCUUGUGUAGCCCUGUGAUGAGGUUUCUUAAACAACCAUGUAGUUUCUCGUUUUUCAGGUUUUUAUCCCUCCACCACCCCUUUGUUUACCAGAGGCUUUCCUGUCAGUGUCUAGCAUGAACCAGGUUUAGAAAACAUACAAGUCUGGGAACUACCUUUUUUAUAUUCUCAUCUAGUUGAAUCCAUCUAGCAGGGUUUUGGUUGUGAUUCUAAAAAGAGACCGUGAACACUGCUUCAUACAUGUCGUAACUUUAAGGUCAACUUUCUCAGGCUGCCUCUGUUCUGUGCUGUGGAAGUGGCGUGUUCUCUGCAUGCAUGGACGUUUUACUAGCGGCCAUAAUAUCAGACUCUUAGAUGCUUACCUGACUCAUAUUGUUUAAAAUCUCAAUUUCAAUCUUUCUCACCUUUCCCGAAAACAAAACUUUGAAUCGUGGAGACGUAUUUCUAACCUUGUCAGAGGAGGGAGGUAGGGAGCGGGGUAGAGAAAAGGCAUACAGGGCUUUGGCUGAACGUGUUCCUCCUUUGUUCCUUGAGUAUUACUACUGGGACUAUGGCACUGUCUUGAUAGCGUGUCUGUCUCUGACCUUGGUUGGUUGUCGAUCCAAAACUCAACAGCAAGUAAAUCGUUGUUUUAAAUGAUUUUUUUUUUUCCUUGUACUGUUUUUUUUUUUUCUGUUAUUGUGGCUUUGCUUUUUGUUUUAAAAGCACGACCUUUGAGGAUGAUUGUAAUGACCGUUUUGAAUGCAGCGUACUCUAAUGCUUGAUCCCUUGCGUGUUGGUGGCCCUUUACUUCCCAAACCAUUUAGUUGACGUAGGAGCAUUCCCCCCCCCCCUUAACCUUUUACCCGUAGCCCACAUCCAAAUGUAUUAUCUUGUUAAAUACUGUGACACUUGACCUACUUUUGGUUCCUUUUUGUUUUGGAGUGUUAUUGUUUUUGACAGUCUUGAAGUCGUUGAUUGCCUGAUUUUAUCCCAUGGUUGUCAGAGAUUGGGUAGGGGAGAAAGCAUCUUUAUGCCCAACCAACUAAUCAUAUUAACUCUGUAGGUGAGUGUAAUCAUUUUUGUAGUAUUUUGUCCCCCCCUCACAAAGAACAUUGGAAGCACUUGUUCAAACAGACUACACAUACACAUACUUUUAGUAGACCCACACAUUUACGUACUCAUAAAGUAUUCAUUUACAGGAGACUUAUAACACUAAACACCUCAUGUAUUACUUCACUGGGUAUUCGAUAUGGUAUAGUCACUUCUAAAUAUAUAUAUUUUUAAACUUGUGGGUGUAUUUGACCUGUUUUUAAAUAUAAGAUUCUCAAUAUCAGAAAUGCUCUAAAAGAUAAAUGGUGUCAACUAAGCCUGGAUAUGAAGUACUGCAGAUAUAGUCACAAACCCUUUCCAAAGCCAACAAACUAAUGUUAUUAUUAUUAUACAUUUUGUAUUAUUGUUAUUUUUGUAACUGUAUUGAUGGGAGGUUUUACUCAUUGGUAACAUGUAGUUAAUGGGACAUUUUAACACUAGUAAAACAAACUAAAUGAUGGGGUAUGUCAAGUUAGCCUGGAUCCAAACUGGAUUGUUCCUUUUCACUUCACCAGGCUAAUAAGACAUCAUGGGAUAUAUGGAGGCACUUGUUUCUGUAGUUGUUUUUGUGCCAUGUCUGUUGUGUCCUGAAGUUGAAAUUAAUUUAGUUUUUGUCACAUUCCAGGUGUUUGGCAUGUAAAAAAAAAUGGAUGAGGCAUGGCUUGAUUGGUUUCGUCCUACCACUACUUGUCACACUGAAUUAAACAAAUUACAAACAUAGAGGGCCGGUUUCCGAGAUACAGGUUAAACCUAGUGGUGGACUAAAAAGCAUGGUGAAUGGAGAAUAUCCACUGAAGUAUUUGUUUAUUCCAGGACUUAGCUUUAUCUGUGUCCCCCGCAGAACCGGUGUGCUGUGUGCUUUUUUACCGAUAUUGCCGCUGCUAUGGUGUAGUUUCUUUACUUGAAUAUUUGUUUGUAGUAACCUCAGGAGGUUAUGUUUACUGUUAUUUUUCUUGUUGUUAUUUUCCAAAUGUAUGCCUUUUUUCCAUCUCCCUUUACCGAUAAGAGAUUAGUAAGCCUCUCCUGCUUUAACCCUUGAAUACAGAGCAUAUACCUGUCCAUGGGUGUUUAGUUCACUGUGUUUUGAUAUGUGUGCUAGCUCACCAUUAAGACACUGAGACUUACACACACCCAGAGUCAGUGUCAAAGAAUAAUUGUUAGCUAGAUAUACACAGACAUUCAAAUUGACUUGCAACUUUGAGGAAUAUGAAAUUAGGAAGAGAACUUGCACAUAAUUAAUGCAACUGUGGCAAAGUGAUUGUAAGACAUUUUUAGGUGGUAUUAAAAUGUAAUAUGUACAUGAUGCCUUGAUAACAACUGGAUGAUUUUGAUGGUGAUUUGUAAUGAUGGUGAUUCAUAAUGUUUUCCAAUAAUGGAAGAAAGACCUUGGACAUUAAGCGAAAAACAAAUAGGCUCAUGGCUUCUUACAGCUUUGUUUGCAAAUUGAGGUCUUUCAUUGAAGAAGCGAGGGGCAAAAAUAGCUUUAUUGAAAAAUCUUAUUCUCUUUUUAUAGCAUCAACCAACCGCAGUAGAAUGUCUCAUUUAAAGGACACCUCUAACAAUAGCUUAAUACCUUCAUUUAGCCAUGAGAAGAAAAAAACUUGACUAGAAUUUCUCCCAAGUCUGCCUUCACCCGUUUUGCUGAAUAAUGUAAGAACCUAGUUAUUUUAUUUACAGUACCAGUCAAAAGUUGAAACACCUACUCGUUAAAGGAUUUUUAUUUAUUUAGACUAUUUUCAUUCAUUGUAGAAUAAUAGUGAAGACAUCAAAACUAUGAAAUGGCACGUGGUCAUGUAGUAACCAAAAAAGUAUUAAUCAAAACAUUUCAAAUUCUUUAAAGUAGGCACCCUUUUCCUUGAUGACAGCUUGACACACUCUUGGCAUUCUCCCAACCAGCUUCAUGUGAGGUCGUCACCUGGAAUGCUUUUCCAACAGUCUUGAAGGUGUUACCACAUAUGCUGAGCACUUGUUGGCUGCUUUUCCUUCACUCUGCCAUCCAACGCAUCCCAAACCAUCUCAAUUGGGUUGAGGUAGGGUGAUUGUGGAGGCCAGGUCAUCUGAUGCAGCACUCCAUCACUCUCCUUGGUCAAAUAGCUCUUGACACAGUCUGGAGGUGUGUUGGGUCAUUGUCCUGUUGAAAACAAAUGAUAGGCCCACUAAGCACAAACCAGAUGGGAUGGCGUAUAGUUGCAGAAUGCUGUGGUAGCCAUGCUGGUUUAGUGUGCCUUGAAUUCUAAAUAAAUCAGACAGUGUCUCCAGCAAAGCACCAUAACUCCACCACCUCCAUGCUUCACGAUGGGAACCACACAUGCAGAGAUCAUCAGUUCACGCGUCUCACGCGGCGGUUGGAAUCAAAAAUCUUAUAUUUGGACUCAUUAAAAGGACAUAUUUCCACUGGUCUGAUGUCCAUCACUCGUGUUUCUUGGCCCAAUCAAGUCUGUCCUCCUUAUUGGUGUCCUUUAGUAGUGGUUUCUUUGCAGCAAUUUGACCAUGAAGGCCUGAUUCAUGCAGUCUCUGAACAGUUGAUGUUGUCUAUUAAUUGAACUCUGAAGCAUUUAUUUGGGCUGCAAUCUGUGGUGCAGUUAAUUGCAGAUUUGAGGCUGUUAACUCUAAUGGACUUAUCCUCUGCAGCAGCGGUAACUCUGGGUCUUCCUUUUCUAUGGCGGUCUACAAUGGAGCCAGUUUCAUCAAUGCGCUUGAUUGUUUUUGCGACUGCACUUGAAGACUUGUAAGUUCUUUAAAUUUUCUGUAUUGACUGACCAUGUCUUAAAGUAAUGAUGGACCAUUGUUUCUUUUUGCUUAUUUGAGAUGUUCUUGCCAUAAGAUGGACUUGGUCUCUUACCAAAUAGGGCUAUCUUCUGUACACCACCCCUACCUUGUCACAACACAACUGAUUUGGCUCAAACGCAUUAAGAAGGAAACAAAUUCCACAAAUCAACUUAACAAGGCACACCUGUUAAUUGAAAUGCAUUCCAGGUGACUACCUCAUGAAGCUGAUUGAGAGAAUGCCAAGAGUGUGCAAAUCUGUCAUCAAGUCAAAGGGUGACUACUUUGAAGAAUCUUGAAUUUAAAAUAUUUAUUUAACACUUUUUUUUCUCUGUAACUACAUGAUUCCAUAUGUGUUAUUUCACAGUUUAAGUCUUCACUAUUAUUCUACAAUGUAAAAUGUAAAAAUGAAGACAAACCCUUGAAUGAGUAGGUGUGUCCAAACUUUUGACUGGUUUCUGUAAAUGCUGAUGAAAUUUUAAAGGCCCAGUGCAGUCAAACUUUAUUUAACUGUUUUAUAUACACUACGAGACUGGAAUAAUACUGUGAAAAUUAUAAUGCGCUUUUAGUGCGAGAGGUUUUUGAAAAGGCCACCUGAAAUUUCAGCCUGUUUUGGUGGGAUGGAGUUUUGACCUUCCAUGGUGACAUCACCAUGAGGUAAAUUAGCUAAUAGACCAAUAAGAAAGAGGGUUAUAAACCUUUCUGCCAAUAACAGCUAAUUUUCAGUUUUCCCCUACCCACUCCCAAACAGUGCAAGCAACAUUUUUGCUUGAGAAAUCGAUCUUUGCUAAGAAGCUAUUUUUGUUUAUUUUGGACCAUUUUAAUUGAAAGCGUUGGGCCAGUAACUGAAAGGUCACUGUUUUGAAUCCCGAGCCGACUAGGUGAAAGAUGUCUGUGCCCUUGAGCAUGGCAUUUAACCCUAAUUGCUCCUGUAAGUCACUCCGGAUAAGCGCGUCCACUAAAUGACUAAAAUGUACUUAAUUGUUUCCCAGAAAUGAUUUGAUAGUGAGAUAAAAACAGCUGCAUUGGACCUUUUUUUUUUAAAGGUAAAAUAAUUUUCGGGGCCACCAAAUAUUUUGGAUCAUGCAAAGAAUCUAUAUUGUACUGUAGUAAUUUUGUAAUGACAUUUGUAUGAUGUGAUGGAUGUUAACGGUAAUCACUGCUUGGAUCUGUACAUAGUUGAGAAUAAAUUGUUUACAUAA
Oncorhynchus keta (chum salmon) is the source of this 9101-nucleotide messenger RNA. Its product is annotated as transportin-1. The transcript has 25 exons. Lineage: Eukaryota; Metazoa; Chordata; Actinopteri; Salmoniformes; Salmonidae. The record is from RefSeq and is a predicted model, not a curated record. Gene Ontology annotation, cellular component: nucleus; cytoplasm. The coding region runs from base 276 to 2957 and encodes 893 amino acids. Gene Ontology annotation, biological process: protein import into nucleus. Gene Ontology annotation, molecular function: nuclear import signal receptor activity; small GTPase binding.